AUGUCGGCACUUCUGCAAGGUUUUCAGAAAGCCUGUAAAAACGAAGGAGCAGGCAAAACGGAGGAUCUCGACCAUGGCGGCCAAGGUGCUGCUCAUAUUAUUGCUAUUCAAUGAAGAAGCUACAAUAUAGUGGCUUCAACUACUUCGCUCUUCAUCAGUUUCUUUAGCGUUGCUUGCCAGAAUCCAUCAAGUCGUAAGCCUUUAAUUUCUUUAAACUUGCUUGCCAGAAUCCAUCAAGUCGUCCUCCACUGCUACCAGGUUGUCGCGGUCAUAUCGCGGAUUAUCCAGGAGGCGAGAUCACCGGCUUCCUUCCCUCAGCGAGCUUCAAUUUGGGCACUUCUAUGGUAAAAUUUAAAAAUAUUUGCUUUCAAUUAUGGAUAGUCUUCUUCUUCAUAGUCAAAAAUGUAUAGAUGAACAUAAACACGUGCAGGGAGCUAGAUGUAGAUAGACGGAGCACGGUAUCAUGAUUAACAGCGUGACCUGAAGGAUCCUGCUCAUUUUUAUUCUCCUCUUACUCCUUGAUGUGCCAACAGAUGAUCGGCGAUGACGGAGCCAAAAACGGGCCCUCCUCUCUGGAGUUUGGAGAUCCCGAUCUGGAGUUGGGUACUUUUAAUAAUUACCGCGGUUACGGUUUUGCGGCCUCCUAUAGAUUAUAUAUUCUUGAUGAUGCAGGAGCCAUAGAUGAAUUCAAGUUAUUGAUGUAUUCUCUUGUAAAGUAGUUUUUUCGACUCUCAAGACCAACAUGAGUGAAGAAAACCAUGUCGAUUGCACUUUCCUGUUUCCACAAUGAAUAUGACACAGUGCAGCAGGAAAUGCGUACUAUUCUUGUCAAUAUAUGGAGGCUUGUUCUCUUGGUUGUACUUUUUAGAAGCUGAGGAUGACACAGCCGUCGUAGUGAUGAGCGUUUUUUAAGAUUUUCUUGCGCCCGCGCGCCUAGGCGGCUAAGAGGCACUCUCGCGUCUUCUAGUGUUAUUAGAGGAGUCUCCACCAUGAGUAUUCUACUUCUUUUCUCUAUUCAUUCAGCUAGAGUCGAUGUCUGUCCUGCUUUUCGAAAUUAUCAAUCGUCUGAACUUGUUAGUGGCUCCUUAAUACGACAUCAACUUCUUAUCAAGCUUCCUGUUGGGUAGUUACAGCGCGUUCAUGUUAAUAUCCUAGUGACCUUCUGUGUGGUAUCUGACUAACUUCAUUUUUUUUCUAAUGAAACUAGUUCCGCCCAACAAAUGUCGGACCCCUCCCAAAAAUCUUACCUCACGGGGCAUUACAAAGGGUAUGUUGCCGAAGGGUGGCUCAUGAGGUGGGUAGUUCUCAAGCGACGUAUAUUUUUGGGAGUCUUGUUUGGGUGUCGUGUCCCGGGGUGGGUCCUCGAGGGAGUAUCCAAGUUCGCUGAUCAGGCGGUGGGCCGUCGAGGGUAGCUUCGGCUUGUGAGGGUUUGCCCGGUGGAGCUGGGUCCAGGCCGGCGUAGGUCGGGGGGCCGCACUGGGUGAAGGGUGGUCCAGCGGGCUGCGGGGCUGGCUUGCGUUGUGCGGGUCCCUCCGGCUGCUGACGGGGGCGGAUGGGCGCGCGUGGGCUCGGCCUUGGGUGGGUCCAGCUGCAUGCUGAGGUGAGUGGGGAUGGUUUAACAUUGCUCGACGUGGAUGGAAGCAGGCCAUGGUGAAUGUAAGUAGGCAGAGAUCCAUAGGGCUGUAAGGUGGUCCUUUUCUCAACAUUGCCGGACUCCGCUUUAUAAAUUUUCUCUACCCCUCGCCCCGGUUGAUGUUUUCCUUGUAUUUCUGUGGCUUUUGGCGUCGGGACUUAUCUGGUGCCCAUGAUCGUCCUACGCCGAGUUCUCUUCAGAGUUGAUUCUUACCCGUUCUCGCCAUCAUCCCGCCCCCAAAGAUUAUAGGGCGAUUGUGGUCUUUCAUCAUCGCGACUUUGUAGCUUGACUUAGAAAUAACAGAGAAGGGGCGGACGAUGCACUUUAUUUAAGACAGAAAUCGACAUCCUGGAGCUUUUUUAUAUUGUAUACUCAACGCGUCGUGUAGUGCCUAGAAGGCCUACGAGGUAAUUAGUGGAAGAUAUGGAUAUUCCGCUCAACUUAUUAAGCCAACAAUAUCAAGUCAGUUACAGGCUGCCCACAGGCUAAGUAUAUGGUAUAGUCACGACUUCGAAGAGCAGCACGUUGCGCGCCCUCAACAUUGGCACGCCUAACCAACGCAUCAGGUUGCCGAGAAGAUGAAGCUAAGGAAAAGGCUGCGAAAGUUUCCUAUUUGGCGCAUUAUGGCAGCUGUGACGUCGAUGGUGCUAUGCCUAUGGUAUAUUGUAUCUGUAUCAAUAUUUGUAAUCUAAGUAUUGUUUUGGUGGCUUCAACUUCAUCCGUUUCCACUGCAGUUAUUUCCCGUCACUUCUUUGGGUAUUAUAGAUGAAGAAGGCAUCAUGUAGUAGAAUGUUGAUGGACAAUUCUUGACCGGGACGUUAGCGAGCUCACCUCUUUUUUAUCCUUCUCAUUCACCUAUCUUGUAGGCCCGCGAUGAUAUUGGAGAUCAUGAAGGCAAAGAAGGCACUGCAGGUCUGGGCUUUGGGUCAUCCGUCGAGGACCUUGGAUCGCCUGUCGGAAACAAAGGGGCCGCAGCUGUAUCCACGGAUCGAAUGGCCGUGCCAAAGCUCCCUUCUUACGCGGUAAAAAUAUCUGCCUUGUCCGAUCUUCUUAUAGAUGCGCCUUCGUCCAUUCUUUGUCCAUCUACUUACGAUGGAAAACAAUGCAAGCAGAAAAUAACGAGGGCGACCCCCUGAUCUUUGAUGCUGGGACCAACAUAAGCGGAGGGGUGACUAUGCGAGCAUUGUGAUGCGCUUCCUAACUUUUUUUAGGUAUAACAUAAAUGAUAGUAACUACAGGGCCCACCCCCACGGCCCCGGCGGUCUGGCUCCAUCCCCGGAGAUUAUAGCUGGGGCACGCGUGUGGCCUCGUGCUCUUCAGUGGCGCAGCACACUGGCGGUUUGCCGGUCCUGGUAAAUAGUAAUGCCCGGCCCUAAGAUGUAGCCUCUGCCUCGUUAUUUUUUCUCAUUUCUUGCUCGGGGCCGAAGAGCUCUGCCUGCUUUACUACCAGUGCUGGAGGGGGAUGAAGGCUGCGUCACAAUGAAGCCGGCGGAAGAGAGGCAGAACGGGGGGCGCUGCAAUUAAGUACAAGAAGACAAGCAGGGGCACAGAUCUGCCCCUACUUUAGCAGCUAUGCUGCGGAGCAGAGGCCCGCCUUGGCUCCCUUGUUCACUAGAAGGCUGGCGCGGCUGCUCAGGGGUUUUAGGCCCCCGCCUCUGCUACUAGGAGACUGCAGCCAGGGAAGGGCCUCCGCGAUGGUUCGCGCCGUGCGCAAAAAAUAGCACACAGACAGCCGCGCAGCAAGUGCGCUCGCUGGGGCAUGUGCGCUGGAACCUGAAACUCAAUCUGUUGGCCCCGCUUCUGUUUGCGUCUUGACAAAGUCAGGCCGAAUUUGGCUCGCCGGGUUAAUACAUAGCUCGGCUUGUUCCAGUGUUCCCAGUUUCUAGCUACUUACAACCCCAGUUCCUUGCUUUACUUUUUGUUGCGUGCGCCUUGUGGCGUGGCUUAGUUCUGUGCGCCGGUGCAGCUACCAACGCACACCUCGCUGGAAUGCCGAGCGCGUCGAUGUGUGAUGCUGGUCGGAAGGUCUGGCGCGUGUGGCGUGGGGCGUAAUGAAGAGAAGGGCGGGCAUUGAUUUGUCUGCCACAAAUCGGACACAGCUCACGCAUGAAGGGGCCAAGCCGUAGCCGCUAGUGUUAUCCUUGGCUUGUCAUUUGGUAGCCCGGCUUCUUGUCUGUGGCGCCGUGCAUGUAGAAGCAGGGGCAAAGGCAACUGAGGAGGCGGGGGCCUCUGCUGAUUACUCAGCACUCCUAUUUACUCCGCAUGCGCGUCGGGUCUUCUUGUGCGUAAUCGAAUGGCUUCACGAUCUAGCAGAAAGAAGCUCUGCCGGCCCGUCUUCGCCAGGGCGGGGCGUUUUACUUCUUCCCAGUCGACUUGCAUGGAAGGGGUUGGGGGGUGAAGUCGCGUCCUGGGUCGGUUCGUUAUCAUUUUUUUUUUUUUUUAUAUAUAAGAAUGUCAUCGAGGCUCGCGAUUUACGGGGACUGCCCCUGGCCAGGCGGUAGUGACUAUUGAUUUAGUGAGAGUAAGUUUUCUUUCUUGUGCUGUUCGGCCGCAGCCGUUGCUGAUGCUGCACUAGUGCGGGGGCACAGAUAGAGCCCAUACCCGCCCGCGCCCCCUGGUCGCGCUUCUCAAUCAGUUCCACCACUUCCCUACCCGCCCUAACAUUUCUCCCCCUUUGCACUUCUGCCUCCUGUGCUCGUUUUUGAUUAUUUGUUGCUUGCUUCGCCCGAGGCUGGGGCUAUGAGUCUACUUUUAAGGCGCCGCUUAGGUAGUCUCUCCGCAUUCUCUAUGCUUUUGGGACAGGCGCCAGAAGUUUUUGCUGCGCGGCGUAGGUGCGUUGGUUCUUUGCUUCUAUUCUAAGUCACCAAGUCUUUUGAUUAAGGUGAAGCCCGCCCUUGCCUCCCUCGUGCUCGUUAUGCAGCAGGACACUAAGAAAGUACACAGGUUGUAUCAUGUGGCAACUUUUAUUACCGCCCACACUUUUCGCGACAGCAGCUUCGCAGCCUGUCUGUGAUAAAUCAGAGUAAGGGGAGGCACUCAUAGGGCGACAGCCAGGCAAGUAGCCUCUAACUAGCUUGUGCCGAUGCUCUUGGGGGGGAUUCUGCUGCGGUGAGGUUAUUGGUGGCGCCUUUUUAUCGCAGUUGCUGCAGGCAUGGCCAGGCCCUGUGCCAUUGGGCAACGAGAUCGAGAAGGGCCUUAGAGGUAGAAUGGGUUUGAUGAUGAACAAUCUUGGGCAAGAGCGACGCAGGCGCCACUAGGCGCACACCCGAAGACUGGGUGAAGCGUCACCUUCGGGACAUGAUUGGGCUUCGUUGUGGGCUUACUUUCUCGCUUCAGCGUUGGGCGAUGUUAGCCUCGACAGAAGUUAAGCUGGAUGGCUCAGGGGUAUCGUAUGUCCCUGUGAAGCAAGGUGGCUGAGACUUGCACAUAGACUCUGGCUCGAGUGUCGCUAGGUUGAUAAUAGUGGAAAUCCCAUGAACGAGAAGACCCCCGAGGCAGCUGGACGACGCGCGGCGCCUAUAAUGGACGGACCCCAUAGCAUAAAUUUCUUCUAGCCUGUUAAUAAGACUAAACUUUUCUACCUCUCCUAGUUUCAUCGGCUCUGCCAGUGCUUGUAACAGUUGAAAGCUGGCGCCUCAGCCUGGGUUGACUCACUGUGGCUCCGGCUCAUUUUUAACAAGAUAGAGCAGGGGCGUGCCGUAGCCGGCUCUAGUAUUUUUCUGGGCGGGUCGAUUACAUUAGGCCCCCGUCCUCCCCCUUGGCCCCCGUGUGUCAUCUUUGUCAGAAGUUGAAGUUUUUUUUAUUCACAAUGCCUCCGCGCGGCUUAGAGCCGCUUUUUUCUUCUCUCUAAUUUCUCUCUCGUCCAAGAGCUUCUCGCGCUGUGUGUCGUGGCUUGUGGCUAGGUUGUGUCGGUUUGGUUGUGGUUCUUCUUCGUAACAAGUAGAGCCAGCGGGGCCGACAACUAUGCGCGACGACCCAGGCGCGAGAACUCUUAGCCAAGUACAGCGCACGGCCGCGGGGGACAAAGUGAUGUGCGGGUGGGUGCUUGUUUCGCUGCAGUUUUCGGGCUGUAGGGCUCAGCCUUUUCAGCUAAGUAUCUAAUUCCCCACGAUUGACCAGCGGGCGGCUUCGGGCGGCCUCCUCUGAGGGGUUGUUAGCUCUUGCUCAGGGCGUCUCUUGCUUCGUUGUGGGUGCUGGCUUUGUGAACGUCUGCACUUUUGGGGAGGUUGUGUGCUCGUCAUGACAGACGGCGGCGGCAGCAUCGCGGGCCGCUGUGGGAUGUGGUUGGCCGCGGAGUGCGUGCAUCGCCGCAGCGGCGCCAGGAGCCUUGGGCAGGGCUUGGUGAUUCUUUGCAGCGAUUCAGGCGUGAGGGUUUGUGCCUUUUUUGAAACUUGGCGAGGAUUGGUGGGCGUGGCGAGUCCUCGAGAAAGGAAGCGUGGGCGCCGGCCCCGGGUGCCCUGCGUGUGAUUCGCUUGGCGUUGAUGAGUGGCGCUUCCAUCGUCGCGGCCUUCGCUCGGGGGGGAUUGGUUUUGGUAGUUGUGUGACUUGUGCAGGGCAGUUCGCGGCGGCCGGCUUCUUGGCGUUGUUUUUUGGGAGUCUGUCAAGUGUUGCGUGCCGAGGGGUGUUUUCUUGUUGCGGGUUGGUUCGUUGGUUGUGUGUCCUUCUUAUGCUUUUUGGGGUGACGAGGGCGAGGCGCCUCGUUUGUUCCUUUCGUAAGUUCUUUAGCGGGGCUCCGGGGGGGCUCGGGCUUUCUUUCGUGUUCUGGCGGGCUUGUUUCGGGGCGGGCGCGGCGAUCGCUGUCGGCGGGUUGGUUCUUGGGUGCCGUAUGGGGGUCGAUGGAAGGAUGGAUUGCUGGCAGCCGUGCUUGCUCUGGAUGUUGACAUCGGGGAGGCAAUUGCUGAAACUUCCGGCAGGCCGCGCCUGUGCAUAGAUAGGUGGUAGGUUGGACCUGGGGACGGCGAGGCCCGUCGACUAGUGGGCGGCGACAGCUUGGCCCCACUCUCAGCGAGAUAGGCCUCACACUUGGGCCCAGCGGGUGGGCUGGUAGGGUAGACGGGCGGGUCGGUAGUGUAGACAGCAGGUGGGCUGCUAGGGUAGGCGGGUGGGUGGGUAGUAUAGACAGUUGGGCUUCUGGGGUAGACGGCGGGCCUUUUGGCGUGGGCCGUGAGCUCGUGCUGUACGUAAACGGGUGGACCUGUUGGCGGAUGGGCUUGGCUGUCGAUAGGUGGGCCUCACGGUGGACACCGGGGCCUGGCUGUGUGCCUGGGGGCUUGGCUGUGGACGGCUGGGAGGGUCCGUUGAUCUGCCUUUGGGUGGGUGGGCUUGUUGAUGUGCGGACAGGAGGGCCGACACCUGGACAGCCGGGCUUUUUGGUGACAGCUGAGCCUACGUCGGGAGGCGGUUUUCUCAAAGCUGCACGCCGGGGGCUGUCGUUUUCUGGGCGAGGUUUUCUGAAUGCCGGCUCCGGGAGAUUGAUCCCACCCCUGGAAGCCCAGUCGAUUCUGGGGAGCCGAUGGAUUGGGAUAUCUGGAAGUGGAUUGCUGGAUGUCGAUUGCUGGCAGCUGAUUGCCGGAGCCCGGCCGCAUGCUGUAUGCUACUAGUUACCGGACCCCUAGCUAUUGCUGAAGCUUUGUCUUUGCUGCCUUGCAUGAUAUUUCGUGGUGAGGCUUUAUCAAUCUCUGGAGCCCUAUCGCACUAGCCGGGGCGCUGGCGAUUUGGUUCCGGGACUCUAUUUCUGGAGCCUUAAUUCUGGACGCCGAUUGGCUUCUGGGAGCGUAUUUCUGAGGCCCCGUGUCUGGAGGCCUCUUUCUGAGUUCUCAGUAUUUUAUAUUUUAUUUCUGUAAAACAGGCACGCGACUUCGAUGCGGGGAGAGGUAUGAGGGGCGGCGCGCUGAGUGGCGUGCGUGGUCGGUUGUUGGUGGCUUUUCUGGGAUCGUUGUUCGCCCUUGUUUUGUCCGCCGCGCUUUUGCUAGUAUUGUUGCCGCUGGUGAUUUCUCCUGAAGAUGCACGCAGACGCGGAAGCAGCUACAACCUCUUCAACCACUUCUACGGGGAGGGCGAUUCAAGUGCUACUUCGUUCUCCUCGGUUCUGGAAAUGGGUUCCGAAGCUCGAAAGUUGACCCCACUUCCUCGCCGCAUUACAUCAAAUGCAGCGCUGGAUGCUUUUUUGGCGGAGAAAUUUCAGGAGGGGAAGGAGGGUGCUUUGGUGUCCAAGUACGUACUAGCCGACCAAUACAAAGGGCUUACGGAUGGGACUCAGGAUGGUGAGCGCAUCACGCUUCCGAAGCCUUGGGCGGUUACCGGUGAGGAGGAAUUCAGGGUGCUGCCGCAGGGCCGAAAAGUGAACUUGGAAAAUCUCGGCACUGAGGGAGAGAAAAAGUUUCCAAAUAUCCACGCUCUCGACGCAGAAACCCUCCAGGAGGCGCAGGGGCUUUUUCUGAACUUGCGGCGCCAGCAAUAUAUCGAGAAGACCAAAGAGCAACAGCAAGGGGAAGGGGGUGCCCCUUUUAUUGGUAUGGAAGAUUAGCGAAGGUGCUCGGCAUAGCUAGUUGAGGCGUGUACUAUUUAGCCGGCGUCGGUUGUCGCCGCAACUGGGUCCUUAUUCUGGCAUAGUUUAUAGACGCAGGGCACGGUGGGCGGCGACGCUGGGCCGCUGGGCGACCGCGCUUGGUACGGUGGGCGGACCUUUGGCACACAUGGGUGGCACGCUGGGCGCGUAGAGCAUUGUGCCGCUGCUUCUGCCAAUGUACAGGGCCGCAGUCGAGGGCGGCGCGACGUUGUGCUCCUUUGCGGAGUGGCCGUGUUCUCGCUGCUUGCGGUGCUUCGCUGCUGUAUGCAGUGCCGCCUGGGUGUGUAGAGUGCGGCGCAGCGCUGCGGUGCGCCUCAGUGCUCUGCUGCAAUGUGCAGCCAGUGCUGCGGAGGGAUAUCCCAAGGCGGGCCGGUAGGUGGGCGCCCCGGUCCGUAUGCAGCUUGCUGCGGAUCCAGGGCGCACGCGCUUACUCUGCCGGGGGGAUUCAGAAAUGGGCGCCCAAAAGGCGCCCUGAUUUUUGGCCCCGGGUCUCACGGUGGGCACACAGUUGGCGAAAUCUUUCGCAGAAGACCCACUUUUGGGCCGCCCAGCGGCCCAGCGUGCCAAGUGUGCCCACCGGGCCCAUUAUGGAGGGGGAAUAAGCUUGCUUACGUUUUCGAAUUCGUAUCCCUGGGGCUUGCGCAUCGAUCCUACACGCAGCGCACGCGACCGGCCGGCGCGUGUGGUCUUCCUUACUCAGAAAUCACGGUCUGGGCUUCAGUGUUCAGACUUCAGCACUCAGCAUUCUAUUUUCAGUAUUUACAGCAGUAGGAAUACUCCGCAUUCUGCUGCAUUCUUUUCUUCUCUCUCCCUCCACUCCCUUUACUGUCUCCGUGACGCAUAAGCCUACCUGUGGCAUUCGAUUCACGCGCCCUUUGGCGUCAGGCUUUUCUUAUCUCGCGACCCAUUUGCUUCAUCGAAGUUCGUUGGUCCGAACGAAUCUCAUGCCGCCUGUGGGCUAGUCUGUCACCCCGACAGGGCUGGCAAAAUAAUGCUCGCCCUCUUAAUAUGAUGCCAGCACCUUCAAUUUACGCCUCAACCUCUUCCGCUCGCUGUUGCGGCCCAAGCUUGUCCAGCGGAAGUGGCCCAAAUGCGGAAGAAAUGGCUUGGGCUCAGAUCGAACGCUCAGAGGAGGAUAAUCGCUUUUGCCGGUUUAUAGGCCAUGGCAGAAAGGCGGUGAUUCAAGACGGCAAAGACCAAGCAGUAACCCCGAGGGAGCGGGAGGUGGGUAGCCUUGACCACAAAAAAUUUGCCGUGGAAAUCAAGAAGAGCUGCUGGGCGGUUGUGAUUGACGGGGACCAUCUGCGUUCUGAUGGGUUCAGUGCUGUGAUCCCGUUCUUAAUGAAAGAGGGCGUGACGGUCUUCAGCGUGAAGAAGUGGACCGACCAUCUCCACGGCCUGAUUCCGUACCUCUAUUUCCAGUCUUUCGAGGUUCCCAAUGAUGAAGCGAAGAAUGGCAGUGGAAAUCCAAAUGAGUACACUUUCAAACUCCAAAAGACAAAGGGUGCCGGGCUUGCUGACUUGUUUGACACGGAGGAAGCCUGGGGAAAAGCGGUGAAGAACUUCCAUUACGUGAUGAUAAGCCCGGCCCUGGAAAAGGAGGUCGAGAAUAUUUUCUCUGAACGGUUUGACGACUGGCGCACGAAAAUCCACGAAAAGGCGGGGAGGGCACUGCUCCCGGGAUUGGAAUUAUCGAGCACAGAGGAAAAUAAAGUGAUGUACACUUACGCCGGCGUGAGCAUCGACGAGUCCCCCCCUUUCGCAGUUAAGGGCACUGCUGUGCAAAGAAUCUCCCAGCCGAAGAGAGUCAUCAGCUUCGGGCUGUUUAAGAUGCUCUUCUGGGACGUCAUGCUCUGUAGCAAAAUUUCUGAGGAUCAUAACGUUAAGGCCACAAGUAAUUCAUUUCGUUUCAAGCGCCGUUUUAUAUUCUUGUAAAGCGGGCUUCAGAAGUGAACUGUUUGCCGGAGCUCUAAAAAUGGGAAUGCGGGCGCCUUGGUCAUGCAGACGGACGCGGGGUGCGUUGCGCACGAGACGACGCUCUACACGAAUUUCUUGCGAAAGGAUUUCAAAAAGCUUCAGAACUUGCUGCCUUUGUUCCAGAAAAUUGGGGAGGCGUCGGGUGGAGUUUUCAAGUUUCACGAGAUGCAGUUCUCUCCGUAAAGAUUAGAACUAGUCCGCGCUGUGCGAGGAGGAGGAGGCGAAAAAGCGCGAACGAGAAACGAGAGGUGGGCGGUUUUUGAGCUGAGGUAGUUUGGGUCUUAAAAGUGCUAUCGCUUGGGGCUCAUUCCCGUGCGGGUGUGUCCCGGUUGUCUUCGGUGCGAAAAGUAGGAGACUACUUUAGAAAGGCACACCGAGCGGGGGAAGGAUAUUGCGUCUGAUCUACCUGGCGGGGCGUUGCGUAAUGCGCGCCCUCGGUGAUGGUGUAGAAGUUGCGUAAUUUAUUUUGUCCUACCAUGGAGUAAGAUUUUUUUUAGAUUUUUUUUUCGGAUGAAAAAGUAAAAUAUGAAUUAGAGUUUUACUAAUAUUAUGAUGUAGCUGUAGAAGGGGAACAAAUCGCUCAGUUGAAUGGUUCUGGUAUUUGGUAACCUGAUUUCGAUCAUAAUGAAAACAAGAAGAGAAUCCUUGGGAUCAAAUUGAUUCAGGCCAGCAAAUACCAGAGCCAUACCUCAGCUGUACUAGACGUGGAAGUAGAUUGGUCGCGAAGAUGUAGUGGGCGCAUUCCUGUGAAAAAAUAAACGUAGCUCGUAGUAGACGUAAAAAAUUGAAACUUUUGGCAGGUGGAUGAGCCAGAAGUGAGUAUAAUUAAGUCUAGUAAACUUAGACGAUCUAGAACUAGAUGCAGUAGUGCUAGCAAGUAAAAAUCUAGAAGUGCAAGUGUAGUAGUAUUUGUAUCUAUAUAUAGUCAUUCAAUUAUUUAUAGAUGGCGGCAUGGCCACGAAAUGGACUAGAAGUAGUAGAGGUGGAAGACGAAGUUGUACUAGUAGAUGCUGGAGAACAAAUUGUAGUAGUACUAGCGGUAGUUAAAGUAAAGCCUUUACUGUAAAGGUAGCCUAAGAACAGAUACAGGUGAAGGACAAGUUAUGGUAGCAAUAGCAGUCGUAGUAGAAUCAAAAUGUCAUAAGUAGAACAAGUUAUAGUACUAGCACUAGCAAUAGUAGUUGAAAAUGCCGUACUUAUGAAAAAUGAAGAACGUCAAGUUGUAGAAAUAAUGACGUACUUGUAGAGAUAGUAAGUUGUUGUAGAGAUAAUGAGAAUGGCGCUGUACUAGAACAAGUUGCAAGGGUGACGUAGUAACAAGAGUAGUAGUGUCGGGAAACCAAAUGUCACCUCUGAUUGAAUUCUUGAAAUUAUUUCUAACGAAAGCUGUCUCUGUCUUUCCUAUUCUAUCUUCUUAUCGUGUCUGGAGUCUAUGCAUUAAGGAAAGGGUUAAGCACUUAUAUAUAUAUAAUGAUAAUCUUAUCAUGUAUUGAAUGUAAGAAAAACAAGAACCGUUACCAUUUAUUAUUUUUUCCAUCGGCCUCCAGUUCAUCCACGAGUCAAUGGAUCAUAUCACUGUAAGAAAAACAUGCAAGAAAAAGGAAAUGAAGCAAUCUGAAUCUUAUGGUUAUGUAGUUGCAUCAUGCACAUAUGCGCCUAGUAUUUCGUCCGACGACUUAUGAAAAUACCUGAGUUACUGACUGCAGACUGGGGGACGUAGCUCUACAAGUAGGCUACUCUUUGUCGCUCUUCAGUAUCAAGCUUGGCCAUUCUCGUCGAGUACUUGCUUCUCUCAUCCCGCCGAUGGCCUAGUAUGGUCGUUUGGGUGGAUGCAGUCUGAUGAUGCUCUUUCAGUUUCAUAUCGAACAAAUCCACGAGCAGCCUGGAGGCAAUAUUGAUUGAUACUGGACCCUUUCCAGAAGACACACAGGAUUGGCGGCCUUGAUUAGUGAUAUUUUCUUGCACUUUUGGUCUCCACGUAUUCAUCAGGCGAAAAUAGGGA
Molecule: messenger RNA, 12180 nt
Organism: Amoebophrya sp. A25
Lineage: Eukaryota; Dinophyceae; Syndiniales; Amoebophryaceae
Source: the annotation of a GenBank genome assembly